Molecule: messenger RNA, 3645 nt
Organism: Archocentrus centrarchus (flier cichlid)
Lineage: Eukaryota; Metazoa; Chordata; Actinopteri; Cichliformes; Cichlidae
Product: transmembrane protein 151B-like
Exons: 2
Coding region: 418-1905 (495 amino acids)
Source: RefSeq, a predicted model, not a curated record
GGUACAUCUACCUCAGUCAGCACCAUGGACAGCGACCCCGCCAGCACUCCGCGCCUGUGCAUCCAGCGGGCCCCGGGGGGCAGGGCAUGCUCCUUCUGUAACGACGACCAGCUAAUACUGCAAAUCUCCCAUCAUGUUACUGCGGCACUGACAGCUAAAACAUAGAUAGCAGGUUGCGGGAUUUCCUGUAGAAGCACCCCCGCUUAUUUUUUUUCGUUUCUUAACCCACAUCUCAGCCAGCCGGACGAUAAAGAUGCUCUUAUUUUGGCUUUCACCGAUCAACGCGUCCCCUCCAAAUGCCUCUAAAUGAUAGCAGAAGUGACAAGCCUCUUUUGAGGGACGCUGCGGAGCAAAGGUGGUGAAAUCUCUUCCUCUUCCUCCUCCACGCCCUGUCUUUACUACCAGCUGCCCAGCACCAUGUCUCCUCCAGCAUCGGCUGCGACAGCGAGUGAAAACGGCACCGCUACUGUUUUCGAGGAGGACACCAGAGAGGAGCAAAGACCGCUGAAGCAAUCUCUGAGCAAGUCCUUAUGUCGGGAGCGCUUCUGGAAAUGCCUCCUCCUGUCUGUCCUCAUGUAUGGCUGCAUGGGAGCCAUGGUUUGGUGUCACGUCACCAAGGUGACCCGCCUCACCUUUGACAGUGCCUUCAAAGGGAAAUCCAUGAUGUACCAUGACAGCCCCUGCUCUGAUGGCUACAUCUACAUCCCAUUGGCCCUUCUGGGCAUGCUCUAUUUAGUCUACCUGGUGGAGUGCUGGCACUGUCAUGUGAAGAAUGAGCUGCAACACAAAGGGGACAUGGAGGGCAUCUACGAGCGCAUCCAGAGGAUGCAGCAGGCUAAACCCUGCAUCUGGUGGAAGGCCAUCAGCUACCACUAUGUCCGUCGAACUCGACAGGUCACACGCUACCGCAAUGGAGACGCCUACACUAGCACCCAAGUUUACCAUGAGCGUGUCAACACUCAUGUGGCAGAAGCAGAAUUUGACUACAGCCAUUGUGGCGUCAAAGAUGUUUCCAAACAGCUGCUGGGCUUGGAGAAGUCGGCACUGACAAAGAUGCGCUUCACUAAGUGUUUCAGUUUUGCCAAUGUGGAGUCAGAGAAUUCUUACCUUACGCAAAGAGCAAGGUUUUUCACAGACAAUGAAGGCCUGGAUGACUACAUGGAAGCCAGGGAGGGGAUGCAUCUGAAGAACAUUGACCUAAAGGAGUAUGUUUUGGUGCUCUGUGACCCGGAGCACCACCCCUGGUAUCUGUCCCACUAUGUCUUCUGGUUUGCCUCCUUCCUCACAUUCUCCUGGCCUCUCAGAGUCUUCACGGAGUAUCGCACUGCAUAUGUCCACUACCGUGUUGAGAAGCUCUUUGGGAACGAUUACGUGCCUGUGACCCCUUGUGACGAUAGACCAUACUGGCGCCGAAUCCCUCGAGUUAACACCAUUGACAGUACAGAACUAGAGUGGCAUAUUCGCUCCAACCAGCAGCUGGUGCCCAGUUACUCAGAGGCUGGUCUCAUGGACCUGGCCCAGUGCCCUUCUAGCUUUGGCGGGCUUCGUCAGAACUGCGAACGCUGCCACAGAGCCAUCAGCUGCUCCUCGGUGUUCUCUAGGAGCGCUCUCAGCAUCUGCACUGGUGCCAGCUCUCGCAUCCCCUUCAGUGGGAGUCGCUUCUCUUUAGCCCGUCGCUACGGCUCCCAGCGCAGCUGCUUCUGGAGGAGCGGCAGCUUGGACGACCAGGAGAGCCCCAGUGAAAAUACCCGCUGCCUAUCAGAGCGCCUCACCACAGAUGAUGAGGAGCCCCCGGACUACAAGGAUGCACUUUGCUACCCAGUGCUCAUCGUCCACUGCAGUGAGAACUGCCACAACCACAGAUCUUUCCACAGAAAUGGCUCUUGUGUGGAGACCUCUCUAUGAUAUGCAGUCACAGUGGCAUUUCUGUAGCACUUCAAAAGCAGGGUGUCACGGAUACUGUAAAGAAUAAUUUUCUGAAUCCUGAAUGUGUGAAUCACCGAAGCAAUAACAGCGGUUAGUGAGCGGUGAACAAAGUGACAUCGGACAAUAAACAUACAAACACAGACAAAUUAUAUCUGCUUGGCUUCCAAGAAAACCAAGGAGACUCCGACUGUUACAAUGCACACCAUCGCCACAGCUUUUACAGUGCACCUGAAACUGAAACUAAAGCUGCAAUUACCUCAUAAAACUUUCUGAGAGGUCACAGACGGACAGGUUGAAACCUCUCAUGUUCAUUCAGUGAUUCAGUGUGGAGCAGCUUCUACAAAUGUAACUUCUAACUACAGCAAUAACUGAAAACAAACCUCAAGUGGGGGGGGGGGACACCAGUUUGUACUGGUGCAUGUCACAAAGAGACUGGUCAGUACGGAAACCUCUAACUCAAAGAGACAGUUUAACAUUUGGACUUUCUCACUCGCUGUUAAAGCAUUCGGCAAUGUUUUCAUUUCACAUGUGAAGUGCUGUAAUUUCUUUUUUAAUCAUCUAUGUUUUCCCUACAUUACCCAGAAUGCCUUUUAUCAACUUAAGACAACAGGUAUAAGCUUAAUUUUAGCAGACAGUGACCCAAUGAUGUUAAACAGGGGAGAGGCAUUUGUUCAGAUUGAGAGAAGUUCAGACUUCAUCCUCAUAGCUGGUCCUGUGGGUUUGUUGCAUCCUGGUGCAUCUCUGCUUCUUCUUCUUCUUCAGUGGAUUUCUCAGUGUUUGACUGUUGACUGUUAGUGCUACGUGGCAGCUCCAGAGAAAAGCACCUGUUGUGAAUGUUGAGUGACUCACACAUAAACAUGAUGUUUACUGUUGGUGCUUUCCUUCUACCUUCAGAAUUAACAGUUUGAGCAUCUUUAAGGAAAUAAGAGAGAUGAAACAGAAUCAGAAUUUUUUUUGACUUUAACAUGUGAUUAAUUUGUCUUGACUGACCCAGAAAGUGAAAAAUUGUGGGCGCACUAGCACUGUCCACUCCUAUGAGCCUUUACUUUGCCAGACUAAAACACAUGAAAACCGAAUCAAGCAUUAAGCGUAAAAUGGGACUUUUCCGCUGCCAACUGCCAUGAUGAAACCUGCCGGCAACUGUGGUACAAACACACCUCAUUGCGCCAGUCACAUGGACAUAAAAGACAGAGACUGGUUUAGUACAAUACAUGUGAACAGGUGAGUGUGGAUUUUAGUUGCAAAAAAGAUCAUAUGAUCAUUAAAUCCAUGCCUGGUUUUGCAUGAUUUCCUCCUGCUGAGACACUGAGGUAAAACUAUACAACAUCCAUGAAUGUAAACCACCAGCAUAUAUGAUAUAUUCUAUACCAUUAUGUGUUGAAGUAAAGGAAUAAUGCUCUAUUUUUCAUGUGUAAAAUGGUGAUUUCACUGUCCAGCGUGCACUAACAUGCUGCCAUGUUUCUGAAGGAGACUGUGACUGCUGACAUCUGGAGGAUCUGCGACUCUUUUGAGGUUACAGGCAGUAUAUGCAAGGAUGUAAAUGCCAUUAUGUUUACACAUUAUACAAACUUUAUAAUACAGACUCGUUUUUAUUUUAUAAAACAUGCUGUAUGCAUUCUGGCAUAUAACAUCUUGUUCACUGUGGAGGACCAAAACAGCCAAAAUCAAAAAUAAAUAAAUAAUUUAAAAAAAUAAUCUGAUAUUAAAUGCCUCUCAAAU